AUGUCGUUCGGCGGUCAAACACCGACUAUUGUCGUGCUGCGCGAGGGCACCGACCAGUCUCAAGGACGAGGACAGGUUAUUUCCAACAUCGAUGCCUGCCUCGCAGUGCAGUCGACAAUCAAAGGCACAUUAGGCCCCUACGGCGGUGAUCUGCUGAUGGUCGAUGAGAAUGGAAGGCAGACAAUCACAAACGAUGGGGCCACAGUCAUGAAGCUCCUCGACAUUGUUCACCCCGCCGCCCGCAUUCUCACCGACAUUGCACGAUCGCAAGACGCCGAAGUUGGUGAUGGCACAACGUCUGUUGUUGUGAUUGCCGGAGAGAUACUGAAGGAGAUCAAGGAUUUCGUGGAACAAGGUGUCAGCAGUCAGACCAUCAUGAAGGGCCUGAGGAGAGCGUCGAAUCUCGCCGUGAACAAGAUUGUGGAAAUUGCGGUAGACACAGCUGAGGGUAACCAGCGCGACACCCUGCAGAAGCUCGCCGCGACCGCCAUGAGCAGCAAGCUCAUCCACCGAAACGCCGACUUCUUCACCAAGAUGGUCGUGGACGCUGUGCUUACACUGGACCAGGACGAGCUGAAUGAGAGGCUCAUCGGCGUCAAGAAGAUCACCGGUGGUGCCCUUCAGGACUCGCUCUUCGUAAAUGGUGUCGCAUUUAAGAAGACCUUCUCGUACGCCGGAUUCGAGCAGCAACCGAAGUCCUUCAAGCAGCCCAAGAUCGUAUGUCUUAACGUGGAGCUCGAGCUCAAGAGCGAGAAGGACAACGCAGAAGUACGAGUAGAACAGGUUUCCGAAUACCAGGCCAUCGUGGAUGCCGAGUGGCAGAUUAUCUACAACAAGAUGGAGGCACUGUACAAGACGGGCGCCAAGGUCGUCCUCAGCAAGCUGCCCAUUGGCGAUCUUGCCACACAGUACUUCGCUGACCGGGAUAUAUUCUGCGCCGGACGUGUAGCAGCAGACGAUCUCGACCGAGUGUGCCGCGCAACCGGCGCAAGCCUCCAGUCCACCUGCUCCGACAUCAGCGAGAAGCACCUUGGAACCUGCGAGAAGUUUGAGGAGCGACAGAUUGGUGGAGAACGUUUCAACUUCUUCGAGGGCUGCCCUGAGGCGAAGACUUGCACACUCGUACUCCGUGGUGGCGCUGAGCAAUUCAUUGCCGAGGUCGAGCGAAGUCUGCAUGAUGCCAUCAUGAUCGUCAAGCGCGCAAUCAAGAAUAGGAACAUUGUCGCAGGUGGCGGUGCCAUCGAGAUGGAGAUCUCGUCCUACCUACACAACUACGCCGACACAAAGAUCCCUCACAAGCAACAGCCGAUCAUCAAGGCGUUUGCAAAGGCAUUGGAGGUCAUCCCCAGGCAGCUGUGCGACAACGCCGGUGUCGAUGCAACAGAUAUCCUCAACAGGCUGCGCGUGGAGCACAGGAAGGGUAACACCUGGGCUGGUGUUGACUUCCAGACCGAGAGCGUCGCCAAUAACCUGGAGAAGUUCGUUUGGGAGCCAAGUCUGGUCAAGAUCAACGCUUUGCAAGCGGCCACAGAAGCCGCCUGCCUGAUCUUGAGCGUUGAUGAGACAAUCAAGAACCAAGAGUCACAGCAAGGCCAAGCCCCACAACAGCAGCUGCCGCCCGGCGCUGCCCAAAGAGCGCUGGGUAUGGGAGGUCGCGGACGAGGACGCGGUAUGCCCAGGCGGUAA
Ascochyta rabiei is the source of this 1686-nucleotide messenger RNA. Its product is annotated as T-complex protein 1 subunit eta. Gene Ontology annotation, molecular function: ATP-dependent protein folding chaperone; ATP binding; ATP hydrolysis activity. Gene Ontology annotation, cellular component: chaperonin-containing T-complex. The record is from RefSeq and is a predicted model, not a curated record. The transcript has 4 exons. Gene Ontology annotation, biological process: protein folding. Lineage: Eukaryota; Fungi; Ascomycota; Dothideomycetes; Pleosporales; Didymellaceae. Bases 1 to 1686 code for a protein of 561 amino acids.